UAAAAUAUAUUAGAAAGAUUUGUUAAGGAUUAAAAGAAAAAAAAAUGGAAAAUAUAUCAAUGUUGAUAUAAAAAAUAAUUAAAUUGAUUUUUACUGUUUAAUUUAAAAAAAAACAAAGUUAUAAAAUAAACCAAUAAUAAAACAAAAAAAAUCUACCAUAUAUGAUAAAAUUAGGAAUGACUGUAACUGGUAUUCGCUCAACGAUGACGAGCCCGACGGUUCCUCCAUUAUCAUCGACAUCACCCCAACAGACGACAACAACCACAACAAAUCAAUCGUCACAUCAUCAUCAAAUACAACAUCAUAAUCAUCAUCUUCAUCAUCAUAGUAGUAGUCAUCAACAACAAAAGUCUAACUCCAGAAUAAGUUUUAGUGUUGCAUCUUUAUUAGCUGAUACAAGGCCGAAAUCACCUAAUGGGAAUAAUAAUAAUAAUGAAUGUUCUGAUUUACCAACAAAUUUAUCUACAACAGCAUCAACAACGACAACAACACUAGCAACAUCACCUCAAUCAAAAUUACAUCAAAAUAAUAAUAAUAGUAAUAAUAAUAACAAUAAUAAUAAUAGUAAUAAUAAUAGUAAUAAUAAUAACAACAAUAAUAGUAAUAAUAAUAACAACAACAAUAAUAAUAACAAUAGUUGUAAUAAUAAUAAUAAUAAUAAUUCAAUUAGCAAUAGUACACCUAGUAUACAUGUUAGCACAAAUUUACAUCAUCAUCCGGCAUUAAUUACAGCAUCCGUUUUAUCAAAUCCUCAUUUACAUCAUUCGCAUGCACACUCACUUAAUUUACCAAAUUCAAAUUUGAAUCAAUCAUCGCAACAACAGCAACAACAACAGGCCAGUAGUACAUCACCAGUAUCAUUGUUACAUCAUCAACAAGAAAGUAAUCAUAGUAGUUUAACAACAGCGACAUCAAUUACAAAAAAUGAACGUCAUACACCACAUAGUUCUGGUGCUGAAUCAGAAAUUGAAUAUGAUUCAGCUCAAGAAGAAGAAGAUUCAAUAGUAGAUAUUGAAGAUAUGAAUGCUGACGAUGAUCGUUCAACACCAGGACUAGAUAGUAAAUCACCACCGGUAUCUGUUAUGUCAGCAAUGACUGGUGCUACACAACAAAUGUUAACUGGACCACCAGGUUUAGCUGGUCAUGUUCCAAUAAGACCAACUCCAUUUAGUGCAUUAGCUGCAGCAGCAGCAGCAUGGGGUAAUAUGGGUGGUGGAAUGUCAUGGUCAGCUGCAGCUGCAGCAGCUGCCGGUAGACAAUUACCCCCAUUUGGUCCACCCGGUUUAUUUCCUGGUCAAGGGCCUUUUGGUUCUGGAAUUGGUGGAGAUAGUAAUGAACCACCACGUAUUAAGUGCAAUUUACGAAAACAUAAACCAAAUCGUAAACCAAGAACGCCUUUUACAACACAACAAUUAUUAUCAUUGGAAAAGAAAUUUCGUGAAAAACAAUAUUUAAGUAUUGCUGAACGUGCUGAAUUUUCAUCAUCAUUGAGACUGACUGAAACACAAGUAAAAAUUUGGUUUCAAAAUAGAAGAGCAAAAGCGAAACGUUUACAAGAAGCUGAAAUUGAAAAAAUUAAAAUGGCAGCAUUAGGUAGAGCUGGACCAGCUGGUGCUGCACAAUUAUAUAUGGGCUAUUUUCAUCCAAGUUUAAUGCAUUUAGGGUAAAAAGUUUAAAAUAUUAUAAUUAUGAUUUUUUUUUUCCAAAAUAUUUAAAUGUAAAAAUUUACUUUUAUAUUUAUAAAUAAUUAUAAAUCAAAUACUAUACAUUAUAUAAAAUUUCAAAAUUAUAAAAAACAAUUUGUUUUUUUUUUUUAAAAUAAUUCCUAAAAAUUUUAAUUUCCGGAAAAUAAAGAAAAAUUUAAAGAACAUAUGGUUAAAAAAUUUCAAUUAAAAAUUUCUUUUCCUAUAAAAUUUUAAACAGAGUAUAAUUUUAAUUAUUAUAAACUAGAUAUUUAAAAUUUAAACCAAAGAAUUUCCUAACAAAAAGACAUUGUUAUUGAAACUAAUGUAGAACAACAUUCUAAUUUUCCAAGUAGUGUUGAAUAGUCCAAGCGCACAAAAUUAAAAUUUACGUGAUGAAGCAAUUAUAGUUUGAAUUUUAGUUAUUAAUGAAUUACAGAAACUUAAAAACUAAAAUAAUUAAAAAUUUUAAAAUCCAAUUUUCUCUAAAACCAUAUUUUGUCGACUGAGAUAUUUCACCACUAGAUCUGUUCUACAUAAUUCUAAUACAAUUAAAAAAAAUGUAAAACUUUACUUUUAAUUUCUUAAAAUCUAACUAAGUCUCAUUAAAUAAAAUUAGGAGUUUCAUCAAAACAAAAACAAAAAAAUUGAGAGAAAUGUGAGAGCACAAUAAAUUAAACACUCACUCUCGCAUUUGAAGCCUAUAUUAUUUUAUUAAUUAUUAUGCGCUCAAAAUUCAUUUUGUAAAAAUUUCCAGUGAAUAAUGCAUAUUCAUGCAUAACAAUAUUUGUAUAUGUGUAGAUGUGCAAAAGAAAAUCGAGCCAAAUUAAUUAUAAUUGUUUAUUAUUUUUAAAAUUAUUAAAUUCAAUAUUAAUUAUAAUUUAUUAUUUAAAAUAAAAAAACAAAAAAAAAAAUGUUUUUUUUUAUAAGACAAAACGUGUUUAUGAAGC
Molecule: messenger RNA, 2632 nt
Organism: Condylostylus longicornis
Lineage: Eukaryota; Metazoa; Arthropoda; Insecta; Diptera; Dolichopodidae
Gene: Dr
Product: muscle segmentation homeobox
Exons: 2
Coding region: 162-1667 (501 amino acids)
Biological process (GO): embryonic morphogenesis; regulation of transcription by RNA polymerase II
Cellular component (GO): nucleus
Molecular function (GO): RNA polymerase II transcription regulatory region sequence-specific DNA binding; DNA-binding transcription factor activity, RNA polymerase II-specific
Source: RefSeq, a predicted model, not a curated record